CUGUCCUCUUCUUUUCCCUCAGGGUAGAGCUUUCUAGAGCAACCAAUCAGGAAGAGGAUUACACAAGACGUCCUGACAGCAGAAAGUAAAUAGUUGGGUUGUGAAGCUCUGCUGAGAGUCCAGUGCUGGAUCCUUCCUGCAGUCUGCACUGCUAGUCAAAAAAACAUUUCCUGCCACAGAAAAUGACUGACCCGAAGGAAGGCUAUAUUGUCAUUAUUGGCAGUGGUCUUAUUGGCAGGAGCUGGGCCAUGGUGUUUGCUAGUGGUGGCUUCCAAGUGAGACUGUAUGAUAUCAUAAAAGAGCAAGUCACUGCUGCCCUGGAGGAUAUACGGAAACAAAUGGAUGAACUCACAAAAUCAGGGAUGCUCAGAGGAAGUCUGAAUGCCGACCAACAAAUCUCUCUUCUCAGUGGCAGCAGUGACUUGAAGACGGCUUUAGAGGGAGCUAUAUUCAUUCAAGAAUGCGUUCCUGAGAAUUUGGAAUUAAAGCUGAAGAUAUUUUCUGACCUAGAUGCUCAUGUCAACAAUACAGCCAUUAUAAGCAGCUCGACGUCCUGCCUGUCUCCUUCAAAGAUCUUUAAUGGACUUCGGCAUGUCAAGAACUGCAUUGUAGCCCAUCCUGUGAAUCCACCUUAUUACGUUCCCUUGGUUGAAUUGGUUCCCCACCCACAGACGGAUCCUAUCACAGUGGAGAAGACAUAUCAUCUGAUGAAGAAAAUCGGUCAGUCUCCUGUGAAAUUAAUGAAAGAGACGGAUGGGUUUGUUUUGAAUCGGCUCCAGUAUGCAGUGAUUAGUGAAGCGUGGAGACUUGUUCAGGAUGAAGUGAUAACACCAAGGGAUGUGGACAUUGUCAUGUCUGAAGGUCUUGGGAUGAGAUAUGCUUUUCUUGGACCUUUGGAAACUGCACAUCUUAAUGCAGAAGGGUUCAAGAGUUACUGUGAACGCUACGGAGAAAGCAUUCAGCGGGUAUUAAAAAAUUCUGGACCAGUGUCAAAUUUUUCUAGUGAUGCCAUGAUUCAAACCAUUUUUGUCUAUUUGCAGGCGUUGUGGGACGAGCAACCUGAUAAAAGUGAUCAGCUGACGGAGCGGAGGGAAUGGAGAGACGCAUGUCUGAGUCACCUGGCCAAGCUGAAGAAAGAAAUGAAGAAAGAAUAAAGUACUUGCAUUUGGAUGAUUAAGAGUGUCAUUCAGUGCACAGCAUGCUAAUCCUUGCUUGUUGGCGUGAGUCUUUAGUGCAGCUGCCAGAGUAUUGCAGUGUACUGUCAUAUGAAAUGUAUACGGAAUACAUGGGCAAAGAUAAGGUGCUGCAUCUUUCAGCUCUAGCAUUUAAUCUCUAUGAA
Nanorana parkeri is the source of this 1339-nucleotide messenger RNA. It is a transcript of the gene CRYL1, whose product is annotated as crystallin lambda 1. The transcript has 9 exons. Lineage: Eukaryota; Metazoa; Chordata; Amphibia; Anura; Dicroglossidae. Gene Ontology annotation, biological process: fatty acid metabolic process. The record is from RefSeq and is a predicted model, not a curated record. Gene Ontology annotation, molecular function: NAD+ binding; L-gulonate 3-dehydrogenase activity. Bases 183 to 1154 code for a protein of 323 amino acids.